Penicillium verhagenii is the source of this 2115-nucleotide messenger RNA. Its product is annotated as rRNA-processing protein MPP10. Gene Ontology annotation, biological process: rRNA processing. Gene Ontology annotation, cellular component: Mpp10 complex; sno(s)RNA-containing ribonucleoprotein complex; nucleus. The transcript has a single exon. Bases 1 to 2115 code for a protein of 704 amino acids. Lineage: Eukaryota; Fungi; Ascomycota; Eurotiomycetes; Eurotiales; Aspergillaceae. The record is from RefSeq and is a predicted model, not a curated record.
AUGGCGAAACGGAAGACGGGGCCUCAGCCCCAAUCCACCAUUCAACCAACUCUUCCUUCAAUCUUGUCUACUCCAUGGACUUUCCUUCACCCUACCGAUGACUUACAUACCCUAAUUGCAAAUUCCACCAAACAAAUUCUGGAUCCGCUUGCCUCCUCUGUUGUAGAGGAGCAAUCCAUGCGUCGCCAGGUCAACAAGAAGCGCAAAAGGUCGGAAGCUGAAUCGGAUUCAGUAUACCCCCCUUUACAAUUGAAGAACCUAUAUGUGGAUGGAUUCACAUCUAGCCAGAUCUGGGAACAGGCUACAAGGAUUCUCGAUGCCGCCGGGAAUGAAAUCGAGAGGGAUGUCAACUUGCUGGCAACUAAUGAUGAAUCGUCAUCAUCCGUUAGUGAAGAAGAGUCGGACUCGCUGGAUUUUUCCGACCUCGAGGGAACCGACUCCGAGAGCGACGGUGUCGGCAUGCCAUUCGGUGCCAUAGAAGAUGCGAAUGUCGACUCCGAGAUCGACGAGGCGCAGGAAUCCGAAUCCGACUCUCCAGAUAACGAAGAACCGGAGGAUGUCGACAUGAUCGACGAAGACUCGGAUGAGGAUGAAGAGGCAUCCAUAAAAUCCACUGAAGAUCCUGGGGUCUACGUUGAAGAUCGCUUUGGACUCAAUGACGGGUUUUUUUCGAUUGAUGACUUCAACAAGCAAACUGAAAUCUGGGAGAGACAAGACGCCAACGGGGCGAACGUGGAUGCCGACGACAGCGAUGAGGAUCUAGACUGGCAUGCAAAUCCACUAACUGCUGGGAAUGUGAUGUCUAGUGCCAAGGGAAAUACAUCAAGCAAAGCAAACAAGCUAGAUGACAUGGAUGUGGAUGACAGUAGUGAAGAGGAGGGGCCAACCUUUGGCAAUGCCGAUCUUCACGGAGAGGACGACGAGGACGACGACGAUGUUUCAGAUAUAGGCGACAUGGAUGCCCCUGCUUGGAUGGAUACAAGCGACAUCAAGUACACCGACUUUUUCGCCCCUCCACCACGCAAAGCUUCAUCCAAGAAAGCACGUGCACUUCCGAAGACUCAGCCCACCGCAACUAUUUCGGAUAAUGACGUUGAUCGUGCCAUGGAGAACGUGCGGUGUGAUUUGUUUGACGGAGAGUCCGAUAUCGAGGACGAAGGAGAUGCUGCCGAUGGUGCCGAUGAUUCUCAAGCCCCCAAAUCAACACAUGAGAAGCAGAGGGCGCGAAUCGCCGACGAAAUUCGUCGAUUGGAAGCGGCCAACGUGGCAAAGAAGGAAUGGAUGCUUGCCGGUGAAGCUCGUGCCGUCGAAAGACCUGUCAAUUCUCUAAUUGAGCAAGAUCUGGACUUUGAAAGAGUCGGCAAGCCAGUCCCUGUCGUGACGAAUGAAACCACCGAGGAUAUCGAAGAGCUGAUCAAGCGCCGAAUUCUUGCCACCGAGUUUGAUGAAGUGAUUCGCCGCCGCCCAGGUGCUACCGACGCUAAAGCCACACGCAGCAGCCGCUUUGAGCUAGAGGAUACCAAGGCACAGCAAAGUCUAGCUGAAAUCUACGAAGCCGACCAUUUGCGUGCUACCGACCCGAAUUACGCGGAUUCGAAAGACCGCAAGCUGAUGCGGGAACACGCCGAGGUCAACAACCUCUGGAAGGAAAUCAGCUCACAAUUGGACACGCUUUCCAACUGGCAUUACAAGCCCCAGGCGCCCCAGGCGAACAUUAGCGUUGUGACUGACGCAUCAACUAUCAUGAUGGAAGAGGCACGCCCUACGGCGGGAAGUGCGGCCGACGGGCCAUCGGCUCUAGCACCCCAGGAAAUCUACGCUCCCGGCGAUGAUGGAAGAGCUGCAGGCGAGCUGGUGCUAAAGACCGGUGCCACUAUAUCUAAGGAAGAGAUGAGUCGGGAGGAGAAAGCGCGGGCUCGUCGCCAGAGAAAGAAGCAGAAAUCCCAUGAGGAGCCGACCCAGAAGAAGGGCAAGGCUGCUGAGAAACAACAGCUUGUCUCGGACUUGAAGAAGGGUGGCGUCAAGGUUGUCAACAAGGAGGGCCAAGUUACGGAUAUGAAUGGCGCUAGAGUUGGGACUAAUGCCAAGAGUAGCGCUGAUAAUUUGAAGCUAUGA